This is a messenger RNA of Aureobasidium pullulans EXF-150, 1312 nucleotides long. RefSeq lists its product as uncharacterized. Gene Ontology annotation, biological process: retrograde vesicle-mediated transport, Golgi to endoplasmic reticulum. The transcript has 2 exons. The coding region runs from base 54 to 968 and encodes 304 amino acids. Gene Ontology annotation, molecular function: SNAP receptor activity. NCBI's taxonomy places the organism in Eukaryota, Fungi, Ascomycota, Dothideomycetes, Dothideales, Saccotheciaceae. Gene Ontology annotation, cellular component: SNARE complex; endoplasmic reticulum. The record is from RefSeq and is a predicted model, not a curated record.
CAAGCAGAAACACAGCAUCUUGUUCGCAACAUACACAUACAAGAUCAUACACAAUGGCGACGACGACAAUGGCAGAAAACAUCACGGUGGAUCUGGAUCAGCUGCUUGGAAAGUUGUCGAAUACAUUGCUCUCGCCGACAGCAGAUGACACGCAUCUCCGCACCACUUUCUACGAACGCAAUCGCAUCAGUGCUAAUGUCGAAUACGCACGAACCCUCCUCCUCCGUCUCGAACACAACACCGCAGACAUCAAAACCCAAUCCCGAAAAUCCACCAUCCAAGCCGACCUACAAACAAAACGCGACCUGAUCAAAAAACUAAACACGCGACUGAUCGAAUUGAACCAACUGGCUUCCCUCCAAGAAGACUCGGACAGCUCAUCCGACGAAGAAGAUGAAGAUGAAGAAGAAUCACAAGGCCAAAAAGUCAGGGAAUUCGCCCCGGCGGUGUCUACAAGCGAUACCCUAGAUACAGAUCCCAGCCUCACAUCGCCACAACAAGCAGCACAAGAUCUAGCAAACAACCUACGCUCGAGAAAACCGAACGCCACGAACAGCAACGCCCCAGCCGAUUCCGCCACAACCUCCGCCCUUUUCAACAACCGCAACACAGCCCAACCCACCACCGCCGCCGGCGAAAAACUUUCUACCGAACAAGUCCUCGACUCGGCGAACCGCGAUCAAGAUAUCCUAACCACCUCCCUAGUCGCCCUGGCCCAAUCACUAAAACAAUCUUCCCUAUCCUUCGCUUCCUCGCUAGAUGCGGAAAAAGAAGUCCUCCGCAGAGCGGAAGGAGGGUUGGAUAAAAAUUCCAUGGGUAUGGAAGCUGCGGGGAACAGAAUGGGUGCGUUGAGGAGGAUGACGGAAGGAAAAGGGUGGUGGGGCAGGAUUAGAUUGUAUGCGAUAAUCGCUGCAUUAUGGGUUGCUGCAUUUUUGCUGGUGUUCGUGGGACCGAAGUUGAGGUUUUAGGGAGGGAGGAAGGAGGAAGCGUCAUUAGCAAAGAGUAUGGAACGAAGCAGUGAAUAGAGAGAGACAGUAAGUCUCUACCACAAUCCUGCUAUAUGGAGAAUAGUAUCAGCGGGUUCCCUAAGGAGUGUUUAUCGAUGAACCCAUCAUGAACCUCUCUAGCACACGCCGAUCUCGUUUCUGGGAUCUUGGUCUUCGGUCUCCCUGGUAUGGAAGCAGCUUUAUGCUUUCCAUAUAUCAUUGUAUUUCUCGUCAUCUCUUCACCUGCCCCCCCUCCCAAUACCUGUAUCAAAGAUAUCCAAACCAUAUGUACAUAUCAGAUAACCACUUGAAACUCGCUGACCCGC